Messenger RNA from Aphanomyces astaci, 1602 nucleotides. RefSeq lists its product as hypothetical. The record is from RefSeq and is a predicted model, not a curated record. The transcript is spliced from 12 exons. The coding region runs from base 1 to 1602 and encodes 533 amino acids. NCBI's taxonomy places the organism in Eukaryota, Oomycota, Saprolegniomycetes, Saprolegniales, Verrucalvaceae.
AUGCGGUCCCUCGGGCUACUACCCCGCCAUGAGUGCGGCUUCGUGUACAACGCGGCGGUGCUCCCUGACCCGCCCUCGUUCAAAGGCUCGACCAAGUCGGAGCGGCGGACAUUUAUCCGGCACUACAACAACGCGUGCAUGGAGGUUUUCACCAAGAAGCGUGUGGCGAUGUGGGACAUGGCCAUCCGCGACUACCGUGGCGUCACGGAGGCAGAUGCGCCGCAUGAACGUUUGACGACGGCGAUCCGGUUCGACACAACCAUCCUGGACGCCGACUCGAGCUUUGGCAAGAUGAUCGAAAACUUGAUACGAGAAGAUGCAACGCCUGCGACGGCAGUCGCAGUGCCAUCGGGGCCGCCUAAGUCUGGACGAUCGGAAGGCAGCGGUGUCAGCCGCCUGAGUCAAGUGGCCGCCUCAAGCGACGAGUGCAAUGAUGACGGCAUGCACAAUGCCACCCCAAACAUCCAAGUCCCACCUACUCAAGACGCAGAAGGCGAGCGAAACAGGCGAGAUGGUUUGACCAAGGACCGCGAGAAGAGGCGACUCCUCCUGGUCAAUCACUACAAAGUCUUCAGCCUGGAGAUCGGCCACGGCAAGCCGAUCAAGUGGAGCCGCUGCGGGUAUGCAUCAAGUAUGAAACCCCGAAACGAUGCCGUCCCAGUCAAGUAUGGCCUGCAACGAUACCCCCCGACCCAUACCUCGGCGCCGCGCAUCGUCCUCAAAAAAGACUCUGGCGACUUGCGCAUCGCCAUCGACAGGAGCCUAUGCCAUGGCCUAUGCCGAACAAACCUCGACGCCAGCUUGACUGUAUUGGUGGGCGAUCGGGCGUUCCUCGCCCUCGAUUGGUUCAAGGGCUACUGGCAGCUGGCGCUCCAUGAAGACGCCGAGAUGUUCAACUCCUUCAUGACCCCCUUUGGAUUGGCGGUGGACUUCGUGUUUGCCGUCCUACUGUUGAAGAGACUCCUAGCCUGGCUCGACGACAUGCUAGGUUGCGCCGAGAUCCCAGAAGACCUCCAACGACCUCUUCGACUAAGUCCUCACGAUCUACUCCUCCUUCGGCCUAAAGUUCUACACGAAGAAAUGCGACUUCUUCCUGACCAAGGCCGUCUGUUCGUGUGCGCGACCAACUGGAUGCGGGCCAGCAUCCCCUGCUACACCGAGCUUGUGGGGCCCCAACCCCUCGACGCAGCGAUCAAGCGCCACCAGCCGUUGGCCUUUCUCAGCGCCGCCUUUCCUGGGACAAGCGAGCGUUGGCCAGUCGUGGAGAAGGAAGAGUUUGCCGUUGUGGAAAGCUGCAAGCCGCUGAGCUACAUUCUUACCCGCCCAGCUGACUUCCGCCUUUUGAUUUCGACUGACCCAGCGCUCGUCAGGACCCAACAAGUGGAGACCCGCCAACCGACGUGGUGCGCCACGGGCCAUCGGCGAAUCGAAGCCACGACCAAGGCCGUCCACGAUGUUUUCGCCUGGAGCACCCUCGAAGCCGAUGACAAGACCAUUAAGCCCCAAGAGCUGAUCCACUUCGACUGCCUCUCCAUGUCCACGGUGACGAACCGCUGGCAAAAGGUCCUCGUCGUCAAAGAUGACAUGAGUGGGAUCGUGUGA